Adineta steineri is the source of this 1749-nucleotide messenger RNA. Lineage: Eukaryota; Metazoa; Rotifera; Eurotatoria; Adinetida; Adinetidae. The record is from the annotation of a GenBank genome assembly.
AUGAAAAAUAUGAAAUUUUGCAUUUCUUUAGAAUCAGUUCCAUUUCACAAUUGUACCGAUGUUGACUUUACAUUGAUUCUCGAGUACAUUUUUCCAUAUCCUCAAUCUAAGAAACCCGUUAUUGGCAUUAACGGUACAUCUCCUGGUCCAACGAUUGAUGUCUACGAAAAUGAAACAGUUUGCAUUCGAGUCAUUAAUAAAUUAGAUGUUCCUUCAGCCAUUCAUUGGCAUGGUGUUCGACAAUUAGGUACACCAGAUAUGGACGGUGCUACUGGACUAAGUCAAUGUGCUAUACCUCCAGGACACGAAAUGAUUUAUAAGUUUCAAGCAACGCCAGCAGGAACAACAUGGUAUCAUGGACAUCUUCUCGAACAACUCACAGACGGAUUAAUGGGAGCAUUAAUUAUUCAUCGUCGUCCGGAAACAUAUGCAGAUUUGUAUCAAAGUGAACAAGUAAUUAUGAUCGCAGAUUGGUAUAAUAUUCCUGCGCACACGGGACUAGUUCCCUAUCAUUUUAGCCCAACAAAUCCUUUUGGUCUUCCUCCUCCACCAGAUGCUAUUUUGAUGAAUGGUAAUUUUACUCAGUCGGUGUUCUUUCCAGUUGAUGGUGCAGAAGUUAUUCGAUUUCGUGUGAUAUGUGCUGCUGCAUUCUCAAUGUUUACAAUAUCAAUUGAUGGUUGUGAGUUAACUGUUAUUGAAGUCGAUACAACAACGACCAAACCGUAUGCAGUCGAUUCAUUUACAGUAAAUGUUGCUCAACGUGUUUCUUUCUUGUGUAACUUAACCCAGUUAAAUCCAACUUAUACUGCAUCCCGUUCCAAAUCAAUUUAUAUACGAAUACAAGCUAAUGAGGCGGUCUAUGCUCAAGACGUUCCUAAUUUUAUUCCUCCUUACGAAAAUCGAUGUUAUCCUUAUCCAACUUUCUUCACUUCAUUAUAUCUUGCAUUUUUAUCACUUGAUUCAACAAACUCAACACCAACAUAUCCAGCUAGUUUCGCAACUCCAAUACUAUCGAAUGUUACUCCUCCACUCGAUACAAAUAUUCUAGAUGCUCGACCUCUGAUUCGAAAUGCAGACGGAAUUCCAGAUGCAACUCAUUGCUUAUAUAUUCUGGUUACAUUUGGUCUGGCAUCAAAUGGAUAUGGUGCUGCAUUUGUGAAUAACGUCACAUAUAGUUCAGAUGCUAAUUAUAUGCAUAUGAGACCUGAUCCACCUGUGGGAUUUACUUCAGAUUUAUAUGAACCAUUACUCUAUCAAAUGGUAAGAAAACCUAAUCAACUAGCAAUUCCAGAACCUAUUCUGGAAGAGGGAAGCGAAUGUCUAGCCAUUCAAAGUGAUAAUAAUGGACACUAUUUAAUCCCUUAUCUAGCUGUUGUUGAUUGUCUUAUAAACAACACAGCUGGUGGUGAACAUCCGUUCCAUUUACAUGGUCAUAAUUUUUGGAUUGUCUCAACAUCGGACUAUCCCGAAGCUGAAACGCUGUAUGCCGGAGACUAUACUAUACGUGAUACUGUCAGUGUACCAGCAGGUGGUUGGGCUAAAAUUCGAUUUUUUGCCGAUAAUCCUGGUGCUUGGUUCUUCCACUGUCACAUCGAAUGGCACAUGGCAGAUGGACUAGCUGUAGCUAUGAUUGUUGCACCUGAACAGCUUUUGACUAAUGGUUAUACAAUUCCACAAAGUGGACAAAAACAGUGCGAAGCACUACAACGAUUCAAUACGACUUAUGAUCCUGUACCACCCUCAAGUUAA